CUGCUGCGGUCGAGCCGAGCUGGUGGCUCUAUAUAAGCCUUUGACUCUCAGUCCGAAGCAUCAUUCCUCAAGGAACGCAUCCAAACAACCUCGUCAACCAUGCACGCCGCUACCUUCUUCGCCCUGGGCGCCGCCCUUGUUGCCGUUGCCAGCGCUGGCCCCCUCGUCCCCGUGGUGGCCCCCGUCCUGGCCUCCAACUACGCCUACCCCAAGUACUCUUUCAACUACGGAGUCAACGACCCCCACACCGGAGACCAGAAGAGCCAGUCCGAGACCCGCGACGGUGACGUUGUCAAGGGACAGUACUCGCUGGUGGAGCCCGACGGCACCAUCCGCACCGUCGACUACACCGCCGACUCCAUCAACGGCUUCAACGCCCACGUGACCAGGACCGGCCCCGCCGUCCACCCUGCCCCCGUCGUCAAGGUCGCCCCCAUCAUCAAGGCCGCCCCCUUGGUGCACGCCGCCCCCAUUCUGGCCCCCUACGCCCACCACGGCUACCCCUAUGCCGCCCCCCUGCACUACUACUAAACAAUUCAUCCGACUUGUAAUUCCAAAGUCAUAAUUGCAUAAGCCAGAAUCGUCCCCCAUUGAUGUAUAAUAGAAUUUCGCGCACAUAUAGUUCUCAUUUUCAUUCUGCAUUAUACACACACUGUAAAAAUGAUGUCGUCUUGUAAUAAAAUCUUACAAAAACUGUGA
Molecule: messenger RNA, 699 nt
Organism: Neocloeon triangulifer
Lineage: Eukaryota; Metazoa; Arthropoda; Insecta; Ephemeroptera; Baetidae
Product: cuticle protein 19-like
Exons: 2
Coding region: 100-531 (143 amino acids)
Cellular component (GO): extracellular matrix
Source: RefSeq, a predicted model, not a curated record